AUGACCUCUGUUUUACAGCGUCAAAACGAGGCGUCGAAUGGGACGUAUACGUUUUCCAGCCGUCCCCGACCUGUUCAAAACCGCCCCAGUUACAGGGAACCCGCGGCGGUGCAAAAUGAAAGUCAUUAUGGCAACAUCAUGUAUGACCGACGCGUGGUCAGGGGGAACACAUACGCCCAACACACUCUACCGGUUACAGCUCAGCCUGACCAUGCUGAAAUGCAGAGACAGCAGCAGGCCCGGAGACGAGCUCUGGCCCUGAAGCGCGCCAAGGAACAGCUUCCCCCCAUGACGCCGGAAGCCGUAGAGGGCAGAAAACACAGAGAAAUGCAAACUGAGAUGUAUCUAGAGGACCUGAGUGAUCUUCCGGAGGAAUCCAGUGUGGAAUGUCAGACUGAUGCCUUCCUGGACAAACCAGCCUCCCCCCUUUUCAUUCCCGCCAAGUCAGGACGGGAUGUGGCCACACAGAUAGAGGAAGGAGAGCUCUUCGACUUUGACAUGGAGGUGCGUCCUGUUCUGGAGGUGCUCGUGGGGAAGACGAUGGAACAGGCACUGCUGGAGGUUCUGGAGGAGGAGGAGCUGGCCAGUCUACGGGCGCAGCAGCGUGCUUUUCAGGAGCUCCGCAAUGCAGAGCUGGCAGAGGUGCAGAGACUGGAGGAGCAGGAGAGACGUCACCGUGAGGAGAAGGAACGUCGAAUUAAGCAGCAGAGGGAGGUCCUUCAGCAGGAGAAAGAGACGGUGGAGAAGAUUGCUGCGCGGGCGUUUGCACAGCAGUACCUGUCUGGCCUGCUACCCACUGUCUACAGCACCCUGAAGGACCAAGGCUACUUCUACGACCCUGUAGACAGAGAUAUAGAGACUGAAUUCCUUCCCUGGCUAAUGGAAGAAGUCAGCAGCUCUUUCCAGAAGCGCUAUGUGGCCAGAACUGUGCUAGACAUGCUGAUCCGUGACGUCGUCAGCCACAGACUGGACAACCUCCAUCAGACUUCCUCCUCCUCACAGUGA
Chanos chanos (milkfish) is the source of this 1005-nucleotide messenger RNA. RefSeq names its product radial spoke head 3 (gene rsph3). Gene Ontology annotation, cellular component: cilium. Bases 1 to 1005 code for a protein of 334 amino acids. Lineage: Eukaryota; Metazoa; Chordata; Actinopteri; Gonorynchiformes; Chanidae. The record is from RefSeq and is a predicted model, not a curated record. The transcript has 8 exons.